This is a messenger RNA of Rotaria sp. Silwood2, 765 nucleotides long. The record is from the annotation of a GenBank genome assembly. Lineage: Eukaryota; Metazoa; Rotifera; Eurotatoria; Philodinida; Philodinidae.
AUGGAUCUUUCUGAUUUACCAACUUCAUCUAAUCAAAUAAAUGAAAAACAGCGACAAACAGAAAACAUUGCAAAUAUAAAUGCUUAUCAAGAACAUGAUCAACAACUAAUAAGCCUUAAAACUCAACCUAUAGAAGAGUUUCGUGGUCGUUUUAAAAGUGAGAUUCGACCAAAGGGCGCAAAGAAGCGUGAUGGUACACCUCAAGUUACAGAAAAGUCACCGGUUUAUUUUGCUGACCGAAAUGGAAAUCAUUUUCUAGAAUUAUUGAUUCGACCAAAGCUCAUAUUCAACAAGGAACCAUUUCCUCGUGAUCGUGCUCAGAUACGUGCUUCGAUACUGACAAUACCUAUCAAUGGAUACGUAUAUGUUCAUCCAUAUUUUAAAUUUUACCAACGUGAAAAAUCUGAUGAACUUUCUUGGGUUAAUCCAAUUUAUAUAGAUCUUGCAUCUGAAAAUGGUUAUAAAGAUGUCACUGAGACCGAUGAAUUAUUGAGUGUUAUUCUUAAGUUACCAGUUGUAAUGCUUAAAAAAGAAGAAGUAACAGGAAAAGCUUUGGAACCUUUUGCAUUUUACCAAGAUGGGCAAGUUGAUACAAAGAAAUAUACACAUUGGGAUAAAAUGAAUGAAAAAUUUAAGUUAAAUGAUAUUCGUUUUGCUUUUGUGUUGCGUGUUAAAAAUUUGAAUAAUGAAGGUUAUAACGAAUAUACUGAACAAAUAUAUAUUAGUGAGAUUUCAACGCAAAAUAGAAAAGUAAAAUUUUACUGA